AUGACUGCCCUCUUCAAUUUCCAAUCCCUUCUCCUCGUUAUCGUCCUGAUCAUCUGUACAAGUGCCUACGCCCAUUCGAUAAUGCCGGGCAUUAUGGACCGCAACCAGAACGGGCUUUUUUCGACUAACUUCUCUCUGUUGGUGGAAUAUGUACAGCUUUUUCGGGAUAUUCUGGAAAUGCGCCCGGGUUGGGGAACGGCUAAGCCCGUACGUCAGUUUGUGUUGUUUGACGAUGGCGGAUUAGAUUUUUCGGAACAUGGCAAUCAAAUUUUUGAAAUUUCCGCAUGA
Messenger RNA from Histoplasma mississippiense, 288 nucleotides. RefSeq lists its product as hypothetical. The record is from RefSeq and is a predicted model, not a curated record. The transcript is spliced from 4 exons. Bases 1 to 288 code for a protein of 95 amino acids. Gene Ontology annotation, biological process: protein secretion; intracellular transport. NCBI's taxonomy places the organism in Eukaryota, Fungi, Ascomycota, Eurotiomycetes, Onygenales, Ajellomycetaceae.